Messenger RNA from Eucalyptus grandis, 1602 nucleotides. Its product is annotated as lipoyl synthase 2, mitochondrial. Gene Ontology annotation, cellular component: mitochondrion. Bases 177 to 1331 code for a protein of 384 amino acids. NCBI's taxonomy places the organism in Eukaryota, Viridiplantae, Streptophyta, Magnoliopsida, Myrtales, Myrtaceae. Gene Ontology annotation, molecular function: lipoate synthase activity; 4 iron, 4 sulfur cluster binding. The transcript has 4 exons. The record is from RefSeq and is a predicted model, not a curated record. Gene Ontology annotation, biological process: lipoate biosynthetic process.
CCCGAAGAAGCUCCACGGAUAUGGCGAUGGUCUCCGUCGCAGAAGAGACGACGACGACGACGACGCAGCGACAUUAACAUCGCACGAAUCUCAUCCCUCUCUUUCUCUCUCUAGCUCGCUCGAUUUCGUCCGCAGCAGGAAGAGAGAGAAACGGGGAUCGAGCCGAAUCCUUCGCAAUGCAGUCGCGCCUCCAAUCCCUCCUCCGCACGCGCCGCCGCCUCCCCCUCCUCUCCCCCUUCUCCUCCUCCGCCCCCCAGCCGCCGCCGCCGCCGCCGUCGUCCCAGGCCGCCGCCCAGACCCUGGCGGGGCUCCGCGCGCGGCUCGCGGCGGAGUCCCCGUCGCUCUCCGACUUCGUCGGCCUGAAGACGAGCGACUCCUACUCCGUGGAGGUCGGCACCAAGAAGAAGCCGCUGCCGAAGCCCAAGUGGAUGACGGAGUCGAUCCCCGGGGGCGAGAAGUACGUGCAGAUCAAGAAGAAGCUGAGGGAAUUGAAGCUCCACACGGUCUGCGAGGAGGCCAAGUGCCCUAAUCUGGGCGAGUGCUGGUCCGGCGGCGAGACGGGGACCGCCACGGCCACCAUCAUGAUCCUCGGCGACACAUGCACCAGAGGCUGCAGAUUCUGCAAUGUGAAGACUUCGCGCACUCCGCCGCCACCGGACCCCGAUGAGCCAAGGAAUGUGGCGGAGGCAAUUGCUUCUUGGGGUUUGGAUUACGUGGUGAUAACUAGUGUGGACCGGGAUGAUUUGCCCGAUCAAGGGAGCGGUCAUUUUGCCGAGACGGUGCAGACACUUAAGGCACUCAAGCCCAAAAUGCUUAUUGAAGCCUUAGUGCCAGACUUCCGUGGAGAUUCUGGCUGCGUAGAGAAAGUGGCCAAGUCAGGGUUAGAUGUCCUUGCUCAUAAUAUUGAGACAGUUGAAGAACUCCAGAGUGCAGUACGUGAUCAUCGUGCUAAUUUCAAGCAGUCUCUGGAUGUUCUCAUGAUGGCCAAAGACUAUGCACCUGCGGGGACACUUACCAAGACUUCAAUAAUGUUAGGCUGUGGUGAAACACCUGAUCAGGUUAUAAAAACUAUGGAAAAGGUAAGGGCAGCAGGAGUAGACGUGAUGACAUUUGGUCAGUAUAUGAGACCAUCAAAACGUCACAUGCCAGUUUCUGAAUAUAUCACGCCUGAGGCUUUUGACAAGUACCAAACCCUGGGCAUGGAAAUGGGAUUUCGGUACGUGGCUUCUGGUCCAAUGGUUAGGUCAUCAUACAAGGCAGGGGAAUUUUAUAUCAAAUCUAUGAUCGAAGCAGACCGUGCCGGUUCUACACAUCUUCCUGUCUCUGGAUGAAUUGGCAAUUGAUUGCUUUGCUUUUUAACCGCAAAAACUGUCGGCUUCUCUAUGUUGCUUCCCCGAGGAAUAUGCAGCUCAAGCUAAUCUAAUUUGAUGGGUCCGAUUGGGGUCAAGAAUGACACGGAACCCGGGAUUUGUCAUAGAGGGUACCGCUUUGAGCAUGUAACUUCACCUUGCAUGAUUGUCUUGAGCUUGUGUCGCUUCUGUUGUUGGAGUUUUCCUUGUAUAUACAAUUAUUUCUAAUAAUCACAUCAUCAAAUGUUACACA